AUGUCCGAUCCAGCCCUCCCUCAGGGCGUCCAACGCGUAUUGAAAAUAAUCGUUAUAUCUGACUAUAUAUGUGCCUUCUGCUAUAUCGGUAACAAGGUCCUCUACGACGCCAUCGAGGCAUGCAGGGACCUCCCCGUCCGCUUCGACGUCGAGUUCAGACCAUUCGCAUUACUCUGUCCAACAUCCCCAAAUGUCGACAGGAAACCUUCCCGGAAGGAAUAUCUCUUCAAGAAGUUCGGCCAGGAGCAGGCAGAAGCGAAGUUGAAAGUGGUCUACGAGAUGGCACAGAAAGCAGGCCUGGAAAUGCCAAACUUGGCACACAGACUCGCUGUAAAAGCAUACCAUGUUGGCGGACAAGACAUGCAACGGGAAUUCAACGACAUUAUCUUUAAAGCGGCAUUCGCAGACGGAAGAGACAUCAGUGAUCCUGAUUUCCUAGUCGACACAGCUGCGCGGGUCGGCCUCAUGAACAGAGAAAAGGCCUCAGAGUUCCUGAGGUCGACAGAGUGUCAGGACUGCGUAGACAAGAUGAUCGAUGCUGCCAAAGCAAAUGACGUGAAAGGCGUGCCAUUCAUCAUCAUCGACGGGAAAUGGGCGUUGAACGGCGUUCAACCCAAAGAAUGCUACAUCCAGGCUAGUCUGCCGUUUCAGCUCCUUGAAUAUCUUCCGCAAAUUGGCACUACCACCCGAGCCCCUGACACCAGUGGGAACACCACGAUCGUGCAGCGACUGCAGACCCCCGGUCAACUCGCCCCCUCUUCCCGUACAAUGACUUCCUUCCUGCUGUGCCUCCUUGUCUUUCUCCUGUUUGCCUAG
Pisolithus orientalis is the source of this 816-nucleotide messenger RNA. RefSeq names its product thioredoxin-like protein. Lineage: Eukaryota; Fungi; Basidiomycota; Agaricomycetes; Boletales; Pisolithaceae. The record is from RefSeq and is a predicted model, not a curated record. The transcript is spliced from 5 exons. Gene Ontology annotation, molecular function: oxidoreductase activity. Bases 1 to 816 code for a protein of 271 amino acids.